AUGUCUUACUUAUUUUCUAAUUCUCAAUUUCAGAAAAGUGUCCAUAACCAACGCGAUGCUCAAGAACAUAUCUGGAAUUCAACCAAAGAUAUUGUAUGCAAAAAUGAGAAUAACAGUAUUAGCCAGCUUCCCAGUUACAAUAUUGGAAAAUUAUUAUCAAAUAAUCAUUUACAAAAUAAUAUAGCUAAUUAUUUAGCCUUAUUAAACCUUCAAAACCAACUUGAUCAACACAAACUUUAUAACAAACUAACUUCUGCUACACCUGGUAAUAACUCUAUGAUAGAGUGUCAAUAUGAUCACACAUUAUUAAAUUUUAAUGGGGAAAAAAGAAGACUCGAAUCAAUAUCUUCUGAUGAUUGUAUGAAGAAAGAUUAUCACGAAGAUAUCACGAAUCACCAAAACAAUGACGAAUAUGAAAUCAACAAGAAUUUGGGAAAUAAAAUGUUCUGUAUAUUUUGCAAAAACAAUGGCGAGCCUAUAAGUUGGUUUUCGACGCACAAACUUAAAAAUCAACAAGGUCAGAUUUUGUGCCCAGUAUUAAGAAAAUAUGUGUGUCCAGUUUGUCAAGCCAGUGGGGACAAAGCUCAUACUAUAACAUAUUGUCCCAAACGAAAGAAGGCAUCUCGUCAAUGGGCCAUUAUGAAAUCUUCUAGAAUUAACUAA
Messenger RNA from Gordionus sp. m RMFG-2023, 663 nucleotides. RefSeq lists its product as uncharacterized. Gene Ontology annotation, biological process: oogenesis; negative regulation of translation. Bases 1 to 663 code for a protein of 220 amino acids. The transcript has 4 exons. Lineage: Eukaryota; Metazoa; Nematomorpha; Gordioida; Chordodea; Parachordodidae. Gene Ontology annotation, molecular function: mRNA binding; zinc ion binding. Gene Ontology annotation, cellular component: perinuclear region of cytoplasm. The record is from RefSeq and is a predicted model, not a curated record.